AUGGCGCGCUUCACUCCUCUCCUUCUCGUCCUUUUGGCCUUAGUGCCACUGUACUACUCAUUGGAUUGCAGAAAGUUCUCGUUCGCACCUGCGUGCCGCGGAAUCAUGCUGAAACGGUCCGGUGGUCACCCGAUGGUCGUCGACCAAUCUCAGCCAAUUCUCGACAACGCUAAGGCUCGCGAAAUCCAGAUGAUGGAGCUCCUCAUCCGUAACAUCGAAGACGAGGCGUUGAUCGCCAACUCAGACUGCGUCAGCAUGUCCUGGCUUCGAGACCGUCUUGUGAACGCCAAGAACGAGUUGCCGCAAUGA
Messenger RNA from Caenorhabditis briggsae, 309 nucleotides. RefSeq names its product Protein CBR-SNET-1 (gene Cbr-snet-1). The transcript is spliced from 4 exons. The coding region runs from base 1 to 309 and encodes 102 amino acids. Lineage: Eukaryota; Metazoa; Nematoda; Chromadorea; Rhabditida; Rhabditidae. The record is from RefSeq and is a predicted model, not a curated record.